AUGCGUUUCGUUGUUAUGGCGAUGCUGUUGCCAGUGCUAAUGAGGGCAGGAUCAGAAUGCAGGUCCAGCUGUCGACUUACCAAUAUCUCCAUUACUGUCGAAAGUGAGGAAUGUGGCAGCUGCAUCACAAUUGACACCACUGCAUGUGCUGGGCUCUGCAUAACUCAGGAAAGAGUUUACCGUAGCCCAUUGUUGCAGCACUACCAGAACACCUGUAACUUCAGAGAAUGGACCUACGAGACCUAUGAGUUCAAAGGCUGCCCUGUUGGGGUUGACUCAGUUUUCACCUACCCUGUGGCCCUCAGCUGUGAGUGCAGCAAGUGUAACACUGAUAUCACAGAUUGUGGAGUUCUCAGCCAGCAGACAACCAGCUGUAAUGCACUUUAA
Messenger RNA from Myxocyprinus asiaticus (Chinese sucker), 387 nucleotides. Its product is annotated as gonadotropin subunit beta-1. The coding region runs from base 1 to 387 and encodes 128 amino acids. Gene Ontology annotation, cellular component: cytoplasm; extracellular region. The record is from RefSeq and is a predicted model, not a curated record. Gene Ontology annotation, biological process: G protein-coupled receptor signaling pathway; ovulation. The transcript has 2 exons. Lineage: Eukaryota; Metazoa; Chordata; Actinopteri; Cypriniformes; Catostomidae. Gene Ontology annotation, molecular function: hormone activity.